ACUCCCUGUGCACUGGCCCGAGCGGCAGCAUGGGUUUUCAGCAUUCUGCAUAAGAUACACAAAGAUAAACCUUAUCUGAUAGAAUGGCACUUAUCAAAUUCAUCCUCGCAACAGCAGUUGCCAGUAUGGUGUUAAGCCUGUCUAAUGGAGAGGAUACUGUGGGAAAACCAACCAUACAGCAAUCCCCCAGUUUCAGCAUGAUCUAUACUGGAGAACAGGUCACCCUUACCUGUAAAGUUAAGGAACAAUCUUCUGACUGGAAAUUUUACUGGUACAAAACCUCAGAAAAAUCAAAGCCCUUAAACAGUGACACCAGCAAAUCCACCUACACCAUCAACUCUGCCCAAGUCUCAGACAGUGGCACUUAUAUGUGUCAAGUGCAAAAAGGGAAUAGCAGCAUUUCACCUGAAGUAAAUCAUGAUUUAACUGUAAAAAGUCCCCCUGAACCAAAGAUAACUCAGACUUCUGGAUGGGAGAGGGUCUUUCCUGGUGAAAAAGUGACUCUGAAAUGUGUGAUUCUGGACAAACCCACAGACUGGAAUUAUGUGUGGCUCCUAAACAAUAAUCCAGUUGCAGGAUCUGGAGAUACUCUCACCAUCUCCUCCAUUAAACAAGGGCAAGGAGGACAUUACACCUGUCAGACAGAGCUACAAAACAGACCCAAGACACAAGUAAAGAGCUCAUCAUUUACACUGACUGUUUACGCAGGAAAUCCAAACCUACUUCUUGGAAAAACUCCCAGUUAUAGCGUGUUCUAUGUUGGAGAACAGGUAACCCUUACCUGUGAAGUUCAGCAACCAUUUUCUGAGUGGAAAUUUUUCUGGUACAAAGCCUCAGAUAAAUCAAAGCAGCUAAACAGAGACACCAGCACAUCAAGCUACACCAUCAAUGCCGUCCAAGUCUCAGACGGUGACACAUAUGUGUGUCAGGUGAAAAGAGGGGAUGGAGACUUUCAACAUGAAGAAAAUUUUGAUUUAACUGUAAAAAGCCCUCCUGAACCAAAGAUAAGCCAGACUUCUGGAUGGGACAGGGUCUUUCCUGGUGAAAAAGUGACUCUGAAAUGUGAGAUUCCCGACAAAUCCAGAGACUGGAAAUAUGUGUGGCUCCUAAACAAUAAUCCAGUUGCAGGAUCUGGAGAUACUCUCAACAUCUCCCCCAUUAACCAAGGACAAGGUGGAGAUUACACCUGUCAGACAGAGCUACAAAACAGACCCAAGACACAAAAACUGAGCCCUUCGUUUAAACUGAUCGUUUACGCGGGAAAACCAACCUUACGUCAAGGACAAAAUCCUGCUUUCAGCGUGAUCUAUCCUGGAGAGCAGGUCACCCUUACCUGUGAAGUUCAGGAACAAUCUUCUGACUGGAAAUAUCACUGGUACAAGAUCCCAGAUAAAUCAAAUCAUUUAAACAGUGAUACCACCAAAUCCAGCUACACCAUCAACUCUGUCCAAGUUUCAGACGGUGGCACAUAUGUGUGUCGGGUGAUAAGAGGGGAAAACUUUCAGCAUGAAGUUAAUCAUCAAUUAACCGUAAAAAGUCCCCCUCAACCAAAUAUAAUUCAGACUUCUGGAUGGGACAGGGUCUUUCCUGGUGAAAAAGUGAUUCUGAAAUGUGAAAUUCCAGACAAACACAUGGACUGGAAAUAUAUGUGGCUCCUAAACAAUAUUCCAGUUGUAGGAUCUGGAGAUACUCUCAACAUCUCCUCCAUUAACCACAACUAUCAUGGAAAUUUUACCUGUCAGACAGAGCUACAAAACAGACCGAUGACACAAGUAAAAAGCCCUUCAUUUACACUGACUGUUUAUGCAGGAAAUCCAACCCUACUUCUUGGAAAAACUCCCAGUUAUAACGUGUUCUAUACUGGAGAGCAGGUCACCCUUACCUGUGAAGUACAGGAACAAUCUUCUGACUGGAAAUUUUACUGGUACAAAACCUCAGAAAAAUUAAACCCUUUAAACAGUGACUCCAGCAAAUCCAGCUACACCAUCAACGCUGUCCAAGUCUCAGACAAUGGCACAUAUGUGUGUCAGGUGAAAAGAGGGGAAAACUUUCAACAUGAAAAAAAAAAUGAUAUAACUGUAAAGGGCCCUCCUGAACCAAAGGUAAAUCAGAAAUCUGGAUGGGAGAGGGUCUUUCCUGGUGAAAAAGUGACUCUGAAAUGUGAGAUUCCGGACAAAUCCACAGACUGGAAUUAUGUGUGGUUCCUAAACAAUAAUCCAGUUGCAGGAUCUGGAGAUACUCUCACCAUCUCCUCCAUUAACCAAGGACAAGGAGGACAUUACACCUGUCAGACAGAGCUACAAAACAGACCCAAGACACAAGUAAAGAGCUCUUCAUUUACACUGACUGUUUAUGCGGGAAAACCAACCUUACUUCUAGGACAAGAGCCUGCCUACAGCGUGAUCUAUACUGGGGAACAGGUCACGCUUACCUGUAAAGUUCAGGAACAAUCUUCUGGCUGGAAAUAUCACUGGUACAAUAUUACAGAUAAAUCAAAGCACUUAAACAGUGACACCACCAAAUCCAACUACACCAUCAACGCUGCCCAACCCUCAGACGAUGGCACAUAUGUGUGUCGGGUGAUAAGAGGGGAGAACGACUUUCAACAUGAAGUAAAUCGCAAUUUAACUGUUAAAAACCCACCACAACCUAAAGUAUCCCUGACUUCAGGCUGGGACACUCUGUUCACUGAGGAAGAAAUGACUGUGAAAUGUGAAGUUUCUGACACAUCGGGGGAAAGAUGGAAGAAGACAUGGUUCAAAGAUUCACAGCAGAUUUUCAGUCAUGCUCAUGUAAACAUGACUGGAAACAGACUUUCAAUCCUAUCUGCAAAACAAAGUGAUGCUGGAAGCUACACCUGUCUCACAGAGCUGGAAAAAAGACCAAAGUCAGAAGCUACUAGCACAACAUUUUCAUUGGCUGUUCAUGCCCGUGCACAGACUGUUCUUACUCUGGAGACUAGCUGGACUGAUAUCAUGUCUGUGGACACUCUGACUCUGAAAUGUGAGGUACAAGAUGAAACUUAUGGAUGGAACUAUACCUGGUACAAGGACGGCGUGUUUGAGGUGAGCACUAAUGAGGAGAGAUACAGUGUGAAGGCCACAGAAGAAACCUUCGAGAGUGAAUACAAAUGCAGGGGCAACCGGACAGAGCGGCCACUUUACUCUUCCUUCAGUGAGGGUUUCAGAGCUAAUAAACUUGUUUUAAAACGGAAGAUUCUGCUGGCGUUUUCUGGCUGUGUAGUCUGCAGUAUCGUCUUGCUGAUCAUUGGAUGUAUAGUUUUAAGAGUCACGCGCAAACCAGAGAAAAAAGAGGCUGUGAAGGAGGACUUGUUUAUCUCAAUGACGAACUCAAAGACAGAAACGAGUUCUCCAUUACAGGAAUAUCUGAAAGAAAAUGGGCCUCCAGUUGAUAAAGGAGAGCAUAAUGAGAGUACAGCGUCUGCAGCUAUGGAUGAGAUUAAAGAUGCAGUUGUAGAUGUGGAUGUGCUGCCAGCUAAAAACACUGGAGGAUUUACUUCAUUUCAAGUUGAGAAAUCUGCAGGAAACGGAUUGAAGUCAGAAGAACAUGAUGAAAGUGCAGCAUUGCUUAAGAAAUAAGAGAGUUUCUGCAGUUGAAGAUCAUAUUAAUGCCCAGUGAAUCACCCGUCAACAGACAAGAGGAAGUACUCGUGCUGCAGUAGCACACAUGCUAUCAUAGAAUACAAGCUGAUAACUAAAUAUUGGGCAGCAACUAACGUAAUGUAAUGUAAUUAUAUUUACCCAAUCAAGUUAAUGCACAGUAAUAUGUUUAGCACAAAAUAUUUGAUUUAAAAAUACAAAAAGUUUACUUUUGCACACUUGUAGUACUUUAUUGUUUAUUUAUUUCUUUAUUUCCAUUUUAAAUAUUUUUAUUUUAAGUCGUAAAUCUUAAAUGUCAUGUUCAUAAUUUUUAAUGAUUUUUCCUUUUUGAUCUUAUUUUUCUUAACUUUUUAUGCUUUUAAUUAUACUGGGCCUUAUCUUCAGGGUUCGUACGGUCAUGAAAAACCUGUAAAAGUCAUGGAAUUUGAAAAUAGCAAUUUCCAGGCUUGCAUAAGUUUUGGAAAAAUAAAAAUACCCAGAAAGUUUUGGAAAAGUCAUGGAAAUUUGGUCUACAAACUUUGUGUUUCAGUUUAUCAAUGGAGAAAAUUAACAAAAUACGUCAACUCAACGUUAAUUCAGUAAUUUAAGCCCUACACAAUGGAGCUCUCAGGAUCUGACACAAAUUUUAUUAUUAAAGAUUGCGUGACAACAUUUUAUCUAAUUCAUUUUAGUUUUAGUUGACUUCUGGUUUUAUUGUCCAUGUCUGCACUGAUGUAUUAAAAAUCGUAUGGUCAUGAAUUAGCCUUGAAGUCAUGGAAAAUGUAUUAGUUAAAAUGUGUAUGAACCGUGUAUCUUGAACCCUGCUGUACAAGGCACAUUGUGCUGCUCAUUGCUAUCUUACACCCUGUCAACAUUCUAGUUUUAUGCCUCGCAAUUGUGCUGUACAAAUAGUGUCAGAGUUUACAAAUAUAUUUAGUAUAUCUAAUGGUCUGGAAGUGAGGUGUGUUCCGAUACAUUUCUGGCGUAUUGCUAUCUUGGCAGCAAUAAACACAGGUGUGCCACUGACUGAUUUAAACCCUGACAACAGUCAACCAUCAGACGUUCAUUACAAUCUUAGUAAGGCAGGAUCGCCACAUGCGCUCAGCAUGUGUACACCCCUUACAUAAAUACAGGACACAAGGACACACCGCAGUGCACAAACCCAACUUUUGCAUCAACAAGAAACAGAAUAUAAAAAAAUAUAUAUUUUUGCAUGCUGUAUUUACUUUGUUUUGUACAUAUUAAAACUGAAUGUUGUUUUAACUUUAUUUCUUUUUUAAUCUUAUUUGAUGAGAUGUAAUUUUCUUUUUAUUUUCUUUUGUAUUAUUGUUCUUUAAGCUGUUUAAAUUUUAAAAUGAAAAUGGACAAAUAAAUAAAGUUUAUAACCACA
Molecule: messenger RNA, 4989 nt
Organism: Astyanax mexicanus (Mexican tetra)
Lineage: Eukaryota; Metazoa; Chordata; Actinopteri; Characiformes; Acestrorhamphidae
Product: hemicentin-1
Exons: 21
Coding region: 84-3599 (1171 amino acids)
Biological process (GO): cell surface receptor signaling pathway
Molecular function (GO): transmembrane signaling receptor activity
Source: RefSeq, a predicted model, not a curated record